Molecule: messenger RNA, 648 nt
Organism: Zasmidium cellare ATCC 36951
Lineage: Eukaryota; Fungi; Ascomycota; Dothideomycetes; Mycosphaerellales; Mycosphaerellaceae
Exons: 4
Coding region: 1-648 (215 amino acids)
Cellular component (GO): mitochondrial outer membrane
Molecular function (GO): nascent polypeptide-associated complex binding
Source: RefSeq, a predicted model, not a curated record
AUGUCCUACGCAGAUAUCGCGGCUAAGGGCCCCAAGCAGAGCGAUGAGGAGGCUAACAAUCACCGCAGAACGCAUAUCCCCGAACUCCUCCACGACGACAGCGGCGUCCACUCCCUCGACUCCCUGAAGAGCGACAACGACCACGUCCAAUCCCUCUCCUCCCACACCAGCUCCUACGCCGACCAGCAGCUCGCCGAGGAGCGCGCCCAGGAAGCCCGACAGAAAGCCACCGACGCCGCCGACGAAGUCACCAAAGAAGCCAAGGACUUCCUGCAGCGCGCCGAGGCGGAUGCGCAACGCCUGGAAAAGGACGGCGAGAAGAAAUUUGACUCGUUCAAGAGUCAGGCGAAGGAGGUCAAGGGCCAGGUCGGCAAGUCGCUGAGCGCGGAUAAGGAGAAGGCGAAGAAGGGCGCCAAGGAGGCGGAGGAGUGGGCGGAGAAAAACAAGAACAACCCCGUUGUCAUCGGCAAUGCGGUUGUGAUUGCCGCGUUGGGUGUAUUGUUGGGGACUGGUGCAUACCGAAUGCACAAGGCGAACACCCUCACAUGGAACGUUGCCGGCGCAUGGGCGGGUGCUGUUGGUCUGUUCGCAGUGGGCGACUACUACGUAUCGCAAUACUUCUUCAAGAAGUACCCACCAAAGAACUAA